AUGCAGAUCUUCCGCGUUGUCAUUGUCGCUAUCGCCGCGUUCGCCAUGCAAGGCUCCCAUGCUCUCUCCACCGGUAUAGCCCCAGGUCUCGCUGCCGGUACCACAGGAGGAGGCAACGCCAAUCCCGUGUACCCUACCUCGCUCGCCGAGCUUAAGAACUACCUCAAGGACUCGCAGCCGCGGGUCAUCGUGCUCAGGACAACCUUCGAUUUCCGCGGCACAGAGGGCACCACGACCGAAAACGGUUGUCGUCCCAAGAGCAACCGCGACUGCCUUGCCAAGAACAACGGCCACAAGGGCCAGGAUGUCAUUCUGCAGAGCGGUGGCAUGGCCAACACCGGAGGUCAUAGGGCCGACAAUGUCAUCAUCCAGAAUGUUCACAUCACACAGCUGAACCCGCACCUUAUCUGGGGCGGUGACGCCAUCUACAUCCAGGGCCUCAACAGCGGCAAGACAGCCAUGCAGCGCGUGUGGAUCGACCACGUCAAGAUCUCCAACAUCGGUCGCCAGAUGGUCGCCACCAACACGGCCAGCGUCAAGGGCCUGAUCAUCAGCAACUGCGAGUUCGAUGGCCAGACUCAGUACUCGGCCACGUGCGAUGGCAACCAUUACUGGACCUUCCUCUUCCUUGGCACGCAGACGCAGGCCAGUCUUGUCAACAAUUUCGUGCACCACACCUCGGGCCGCUCGCCCAAGGUCGGUGGCAGCUCCGUCGUCCACGCUGCUAACAACUACUGGUACAGCAACUCAGGCUUCUCGUACGACGUCGUCGAGAACGGCAAUGUGUUGCUGGAGGGUAACUACUUCGAGUCCACCACGACGCUGAGACGCCGCGACUCGGCGGCGUUGACCAACACGAAGAAGACAGCCAGCUACUACCACCCGACGUCGCCCCAGAAGCUCAGCACCAACAGCCAGAACUACGGAGUAGGCAUUCUGUCCUCAAAGUAA
Molecule: messenger RNA, 951 nt
Organism: Phytophthora infestans T30-4
Lineage: Eukaryota; Oomycota; Peronosporomycetes; Peronosporales; Peronosporaceae
Product: pectin lyase, putative
Exons: 3
Coding region: 1-951 (316 amino acids)
Molecular function (GO): pectate lyase activity
Source: RefSeq, a predicted model, not a curated record